Molecule: messenger RNA, 1229 nt
Organism: Hymenoscyphus albidus
Lineage: Eukaryota; Fungi; Ascomycota; Leotiomycetes; Helotiales; Helotiaceae
Source: the annotation of a GenBank genome assembly
AUGUUCGGACCCAUUUCAUUUUGGCGAUGGAAAAAUGGUAAACAUGCGGGGCAGAAAGACGAAGUAAGUUUACGAACUUCUCAGCAAAACCCGAAACCCCACCCCCUAAUUAAUUGUGCAUCUUACUAACGAUUUUCAAGAACACAUAUGUUCUUACCAUAGAAAUUUUCAACGGAUAUGGCUCCGACCUGCGCCAAAGUACCGAUGUUGUACCUGCAGUAGCGUUAUUCAAUGCCUCUAGCGAGCAUUCCUGGAUCUCAAAGCGAUUCGCACAGAAGCUUGGAAUAAUACCAACGGAUGGUGAUUUUGUGGAAGGGGAGAGACUUCAACCCGUCAAACUAGCUUGGAGACCAAAAGCUCUUGGGCGGUAUAUUCAGCGGACUGUGUUCAUGAUUGCACCCUUUGCCAAAUUCGAUGUGCUAUUUGCGGAAAUGCAGGAAGAGAACAAAAGAGACUCGGAACCCACUUUUUUUCAGAGGGGCAUUCAAAAAGGGGUUAUGAAGAAGCUCGAGGAGGACAAAGUUAUCCCUCAACUGGAUGCAGAAGCUUCGGAUGAUAUUGGAGCCGCCAGGCCAACAAUUGCUCAACUGGAUGAUCUUUUACUACAAGAUACCGAAGGACACAAAGCUUAUCAUAGAAUUGAUGCCUGCAACACCAGAAUGAAAGACGGACUUCAUGCAUGUUCUAUUGAAAAGGCUUUGGCAGUGAAGGCUGCCGAGCUAGAACUUCUCCCUGCUGAAGCCGUGGGGACGAAUUUGGAAUGCUCUUCGGAGAGCCCAGCGAAGUCUGAUGAGACAGAACUUCUCCCUGCUGAAAUUAUGGGAACUAAUUUGGAAUGCUCUUCAGGUACCCCAGUGAAGCCAGCCAAGCCAGAAUAUCUCCGUGCUGAAGCUUUGCGGACGAAUUCAGAAAACACCUCGGAGAGCUCAGCGAAGCCUGUUGAGACAGAGCUUCUCCCUGCUGAAAUCAUCGACAUAAAUAUGGAAUGCUCUUUAGGUACCCCAGUGAAGCCAGCCAAGUCAGAACGUCUCCGAGCCGAAGCUUUGCGGAUGGAUUCAGAAAAGUCCUCAGAGAGCUCAGCGAAGCCUGCCGAGCCAGAACUUCUCCCUGCGAGAUCCCGGAGGAAGAGUUCGACAAGCUCAUCAAGUAGCUCGUUGAAGACAGUCGAGCCAGUAAUCCUCCCUGCUGAAAUGAUGGGAGCGAACUUGUUAUGUUCUCCAGAUUGUUAG